Molecule: messenger RNA, 318 nt
Organism: Ustilago hordei
Lineage: Eukaryota; Fungi; Basidiomycota; Ustilaginomycetes; Ustilaginales; Ustilaginaceae
Product: putative RING-box protein 1
Exons: 6
Coding region: 1-318 (105 amino acids)
Biological process (GO): protein ubiquitination; ubiquitin-dependent protein catabolic process
Cellular component (GO): cullin-RING ubiquitin ligase complex; nucleus
Molecular function (GO): ubiquitin protein ligase activity; zinc ion binding; cullin family protein binding
Source: RefSeq, a predicted model, not a curated record
AUGGCCGAGAACGCGCCAAUGGAGGUCGACUCUCCGUCCACAAAGCAGCCACGAUUCCAGGUCAAGAAGUGGAACGCCGUGUGUCUUUGGUCUUGGGACAUCGUCGUUGACAACUGCGCCAUUUGCCGAAAUCAUAUCAUGGACCUUUGCAUCGAAUGUCAAGCCAACCAGGGCUCAGCGACCACCGAAGAAUGCACCGUCGCUUGGGGUCAAUGCAACCACGCUUUCCACUUCCACUGCAUCUCGCGGUGGCUCAAGACACGUCAAGUAUGCCCACUCGACAAUAGAGAAUGGGAACUUCAAAAGUACGGUCGUUAG